AUGAGACAAAGGCUUUUACAUUUUAUUUUAUGCGUCAUAUCCAUCCAUUACGGGAUUAUAAUAGACGGCCAAGUAUUUAUUAAUCCAUCAGCUCCCAUCAAAGAAAGAUUAAAUGAUUUAAUAUCACGUUUAACUAUUGAGGAAAUUGUUGAUCAGUUAGCGAAUGGUGGAGCUGGACCAACCUAUGGACCUGGACCAGCUAUUCCAAGAUUAAAAAUCAAACCAUAUCAGUGGCGUACAAACCCGAAUCAAGGGCAGUGUACUUCAUUUGUUCAUCAACUUAACCAGGCUGCUUCCUUCGACAUUCGUAAUGUUUGGCAAACCGCAUUUGCCAGUGGAUUGGAAAUGAGAGCUAAAUGGAAUGAAUUUAGUAAACAUAAUAAUUAUCAUGAUAAUACUGAAACUUAUGGUGAAGAUCCUUAUUUAGCUGGUGAAUUUGCAAGAGCUUAUGUCCAUGGAGUUGGAGGUUGGGAUGUUCCAAAUGACAAUGUGAACAAGUUACAGAAGCUAGACACAAACCCAGUGAAACAGCAUGUAAUGAUGGUAGGCGCAAACUGUAAACAUUAUGUCGCACAUACUGGACCUGAAAAUGAUCCCUUUUCAAGACUAUCGUUUGAAGCUGAAGUACCAGAACACGAUAUGUGGAUGACAUAUUUACCAGCGUUUCGUGCAUGCUUACAGGCUGGAGCUGUGGGAGUAAUGUGUGCUUACAGUGGAGUAAACGGUACACCGUCCUGCGUUAACCAAUGGUUACUAGACACCAUACUCAGAAAGCAGUGGAAUUAUCCUGGUUUUGUUAUCAGUGACCAAGGAGCUCUACAAUUUUUAGUAUCAAAACAUCAUUUUUAUUCGAAUCUUCAAGAAGCUGCUGUUGCCGCUGUCAAAGCUGGUGUUAACAUAGAAAAUGCUAUUCCCAGUGCGGUUAAUGUGUAUUCAGAAUUGUUGAAUCUAACCAAAUCUGGCAAUAUCACCGAAGAUGAAUUACGCAGCCUAGUUCGUCCUUUGUUUCUUGCCAGAAUCCUUCAGGGGGAAUUAAAUACUCCAGAAAUGGAUCCAUAUGCUAGCUUAAUGCCUGAUGCAGUGAUUAAAAAUGCAAAACAUAGACAUCUAGCAGUAGUCACAGCAGCAAGAACUAUGGUACUUUUGAAAAAUAUAGAAAGUUUCUUACCGCUAAAAUCUACUUCAAAUUUAAAUGAACACCCUUUAAAACAUAUUGCUUUGCUUGGACCGUUUUCAACAAGUGUUAAUGAAUUAACUGGAAGUUAUGGAAGUCAUCCUGACCCAGUAAAUACAAUUCCACUGGAUAAAGGUCUUGAAACCAUAGCCGAUAAUGUCACGGCUUCAGAUAUUUGUACUGAUGGUGCAAAAUGUCCUACCUAUGAUAAAGUAGCACUUCAAGAAAUACUCUUACAACCAGAUAUUGAUCUCGUCGUUAUAACGAUCGGUACGGGGAGGAAUGUUGAAGAUGAAGGACAUGAUAGACAUGAUCUCAAUCUACCUGGAUAUCAGAAGCAGUUCCUCCUAAAUGCAUUGGAUUUAUCGGCUGGUCGAGGGAUAAUAAGGCGUUUGUCUAUACCAGUAAUUGUGUUGGUAUUUUCAUCUGGACCUAUUGACAUUGAAUUCGCCAUGGAGGAUACUAACGUUAAAGCUAUAUUCUGGUGUGGGUAUAUGAAUUCAGUACUUGGUGAAGUCGUAGCUCGCGUUUUCGUGGGAAAACCUGGCAGACCAUAUGGACCGUACGGGCCAUUGUUACCUUUCGACUCAGAAUUAUCUGAAGUUGGCGCGUGGGGUACAGAUAUGGAUGAUGGUUACUGGUGGGUACCAGCAGCUAGACUACCAUUCACAUGGUAUGCAUCAAUUGACAGAUUAGCUAAUAUCACUGUAUACAAAAUGACUAACCAAACGUACCGUUAUUUGCCGAAAUCUUGCACAAAGUACACAAAAGAAUGUCCAAUACCCAUAAUAUUUCCAUUCGGUUAUGGAUUGUCGUAUAAUACGUUAUCUUCCUCAGUUAGUGGAUUCAAGUAUUCGAAUUUAGAACUACCAACGAUACAAGUAAAACCGGAUCAACCUGUCGUUAUUUAUGCCACUGUAUCAAACAUAGGACAGAUUGCGUGCGAAGAGGUGGUCCAGCUUUACAUAAAGUGGCUUCAUUUUGGACAGCCUUACUUGGACGAUGAAAAUAAACAGGAAUAUAUGUCACCUGAAAUUCAGCUGGCUGGUUUUAAACGUGUUAGACUGAAUGUUGGUGAAAAACAACGUCUGCAGUUUUACUUAUCGCCAGAACAAUUUUAUGUGUGGUCCAUUAAGAAUAAGUCAAUGAUCCCUGGUCAAGGUAGACUACGUAUCACAGUAGCAGGUGAGCAACCAGAUCAACCAGUCACAGUUGGUUCAAAUUGCUUAGUUGAUUUUCUUGAAAUAUGUGACCAGUGCUCAACUCAUAGUUAA
Molecule: messenger RNA, 2448 nt
Organism: Trichobilharzia regenti
Lineage: Eukaryota; Metazoa; Platyhelminthes; Trematoda; Strigeidida; Schistosomatidae
Source: the annotation of a GenBank genome assembly